AUGCAGCCUGCCGGGUCCGCCUCACGCCUCGCCGUGCUGGUGGCCGUGGUGGUGCUGGCGUCGUCGGCGGCGUGCUGCCGCGCGCAGCUGGCGAGCAACUACUACGCCGGCAAGUGCGGCAACGCGAGCGUGGAGGCCGUCAUCCAGAGCGCCGUCCAGGCCCGCCUCGCGUGGGACAAGCGCAUGGUCGCCGGCCUCCUCCACAUGCUCUUCCACGACUGCUUCGUCCAAGGGUGUGAUGCGUCGCUGCUGCUGGACGGCCCCAACACGGAGAAGACGGCGCCGCAGAACAGCGGCAUCUUCGGCUACGACUUCAUCGACGACAUCAAGUCCGACCUGGAGGCCGCCUGCCCCGGCGUCGUCUCCUGCGCCGACAUCAUCAUAGCCGCGACCAGGGACGCCAUCGCCCUGUGCGGAGGGCCGAGCUAUGCGGUGACCCUGGGCAGGAGGGACGGCAUGGUGUCGGUGUCAUGGAUGGCCGGCGACCUGCCGUCGCCCCACGUCGACAUCCCCACGGCGAUUGCCAUGUUCGCCAAGAAGGGCUUCAACAGCUUCGAGAUGGCCACCCUCAUGGGCGCGCACACGGUGGGGGUGACGCACUGCUCGGUGAUCGAGGACCGCAUGUACAACUUCAACGGCACCGGCAAGGCGGACCCGUCCAUGGACCCGACGUACGCGUGGGUCCUGACAACGUACGCGUGCCAAAAGGGCCAGCCCUUCGACAACAUCGUCUACCUCGACGACCCCUCCAGCAUCCUCAUCUUCGACAGGAGCUACUUCAACCAGAUCAAGAACCGCCGCGGCGUCCUCCCCGUCGACCAGGCGCUGGGCAUCGACCCCGCCACCUCGUGGAUGGUCGAGUUCUUCGCCACCACCGACUUCUUCCCCGCCAUGUUCGCCCACUCGAUCACCAAGAUGGCCGCCCUCGAAGUCAAGACCGGCACCGCCGGCGAGAUCAGGAGAAACUGCCGGGUUACAAACUAA
Molecule: messenger RNA, 984 nt
Organism: Triticum turgidum subsp. durum (durum wheat)
Lineage: Eukaryota; Viridiplantae; Streptophyta; Magnoliopsida; Poales; Poaceae
Source: the annotation of a GenBank genome assembly